CUUUUAAAAAAAAAAAGAAAAAAAAAAAAAGACACUUUCUUUCCUUCUCCAACAUUUUGGCUGAUACUUGAAUCUCGAAUCUCGAAUCUUUGUUUUUCUUCUUCUUCUUCUUCAAUGUCAUCUGCUCACACAAACCACUUUCCUUAAUCCUUUCCAGAUAGAUAAACCCAUUUUAGAGAGAAGAAGACACAGAUAAAAAGAGAAUACUAAUAUCCAAAUCUCAAUAUCAAAUAUGGCUUGGUUUAGAAGCCUCAUCAGAUUUUCAGUCACCAAAUCAUCAUCAUCAUCAUCAUCACCGUCCAUCAGACCCGGAACUGCAAGCCCAUUUAGCCCAUUUCCAUCCCCGUCGCUUUCCUGGCUCGCGGCGGCGCAUUUCAGCUCGGGGCAGCCGCUGGCCCACGAGCCCCCGGCGGUGGUCCCGCACGCUGGCCUGGGGCCCACCAAGCCGGGGGAGAAGCCCAGGGUGGUGGUGCUGGGAUCUGGGUGGGCCGGGUGCCGGCUCCUGAAGGGGCUGGAUACCAAGACGUACGAUGUCGUUUGCGUAUCGCCAAGGAACCACAUGGUCUUCACGCCUCUCUUGGCCUCCACCUGCGUCGGCACCCUCGAGUUCAGGUCGGUGGCUGAGCCCAUUGGCAGGAUCCAACCCGCCAUUUCUCGGGAACCCGGAUCCUACUUCUUCCUCGCUAAAUGUACUGGCCUAGACGCUGAUAAACAUGAGGUGCAAUGCGAGACGGCUACUGACGGGCCGGACACUUUGGAACCUUGGAAAUUCAAGAUUUCAUACGACAAGUUGGUGAUUGGGUUAGGAGCAGAGGCCUCAACUUUUGGAAUCAAGGGCGUAUUAGAACACGCGAUUUUUCUUCGCGAAGUCUACCAUGCGCAGGAGAUUCGUCGGAAGUUGCUUCUGAAUUUAAUGCUGUCGGACGUUCCUGGGGUUUCAGAAUCAGAGAAAAGUAGGCUCCUGCACUGUGUUGUUGUAGGAGGUGGUCCCACGGGAGUUGAGUUCAGUGGAGAACUUAGUGAUUUCAUCAUGAGAGAUGUUCAUCAAAGAUAUGCCCACGUGAAAAAUUAUAUCCAUGUUACCUUGAUUGAGGCGAACGAAAUAUUGUCUUCAUUCGAUGAUCGCCUUCGUCACUAUGCCACCAAACAGUUGACAAAGUCUGGAGUUCGUCUUGUCCGUGGGGUUGUGAAGGAUGUUGAAGCUCGGAAAAUAAUUCUUGAUGAUGGCACAGAAGUUCCUUAUGGGCUGUUAGUAUGGUCUACAGGUGUUGGUCCAUCACCUUUUGUAAAAUCUCUCGAACUUCCGAAAGCUCCAGGAGGAAGGAUUGGAGUGGAUGAAUGGCUGCGUGUUCCGUCUGUAGAAGACGUAUUUGCAAUUGGUGACUGCAGUGGCUUUCUCGAAAGUACUGGAAAACCAACACUUCCAGCUUUGGCCCAGGUGGCAGAGCGGCAAGGAAAAUAUCUAGCUGGUCUAUUGAACAGAAUCGGUAAAGAUGGUGGGGCGUUUGCAAACACCGCAAAGGACAUGGCAUUUGGGGAUCCAUUUGUUUACAAGCAUUUAGGAAGCAUGGCUACUAUCGGCAGAUAUAAGGCACUUGUGGACCUUAGACAGAGCAAGGAGGAAAAGGGCUUAUCUCUUGCUGGAUUCUUGAGUUGGUUCAUUUGGCGAUCGGCAUAUCUUACACGUGUGAUCAGCUGGAGGAACAGAUUCUAUGUGGCGAUUAACUGGCUUACGACAUUUGUGUUUGGGCGCGAUAUAAGCAGAAUUUAGAUCUCAAAAGGGCAACAAGGACUUGGGAUCUCCAUAGUGUGAUAUGCAAAGUUAUCCCAUGCUUGCAGUUGGAUUCAUUGCAUUUGAUGAAAUAAGAUUUCAACUAUUGAAAGGUUUUUACUUUUUUUAUACGCACACUUGGCUUGAAAAUUAAUUAGUAAUAACACGUUUCGCAUAUUGUAUGUCAUUUUUCUUUUGGUAAAUUCCCCUGUGCUUGUCCUAUUCCUCUUCUUAUGUGCUCAGUUGGUCAUAACGUUUUGUACAUGUGGUACUGUUCCAUGUAAGUAUUGAUAUAAGCGACGUGUAAAACCUUUUAAGCUAAUUUGAGAUAGAUCCUA
Molecule: messenger RNA, 2109 nt
Organism: Morus notabilis
Lineage: Eukaryota; Viridiplantae; Streptophyta; Magnoliopsida; Rosales; Moraceae
Product: internal alternative NAD(P)H-ubiquinone oxidoreductase A2, mitochondrial
Exons: 9
Coding region: 233-1771 (512 amino acids)
Molecular function (GO): NADH dehydrogenase activity
Source: RefSeq, a predicted model, not a curated record